CCUGACUUUUCGGUCCCUCUUGCGGAGCGCCAUGAUCUCACACACAUGCGCCACGGUGGCACGUACGCACGUGGGUAGCUGCCCCACUUCCUUUAUUUAUAUGCUCCCCCUCAGAAAAAAGAGGCCGGAGAAAAGAAAGAACAGAGAACUCUUCGAGUUUCCAGCGAGAGAGAGAGAGAGAGAGGCAAGCACUGUCGGCAGCAACAUCAGCCCCUCUUUCUUGCAAAUCUCGAAAAUCCAACGGUGGAGAUUCCACUCCACCCAUCUGACCCACAUCAUGCCGGACCACCACCCCAGCUCCGCUCUCCUCCUCUUCAUCUUCAGCUCCGCCAUCUUCAUCUCCGCCCUGUCUGACCCACAUUGGCUUCCAGCCACCGCCACGUGGUACGGCAGCCCCGACGGAGAUGGCAGUGACGGUGGGGCAUGUGGGUACGGAUCGCUGGUGGACGUACGACCGUUUAAAGCGAGGGUGGGGGCCGUUAGCCCGGUUCUAUUCAAGGACGGAGAAGGUUGUGGGGCCUGCUACAAGGUCAGGUGCUUGGACAGGAGCAUCUGCAGCAGGAGAGCCGUUACCAUUAUCGUUACUGAUGAAUGUCCAGGUGGCUACUGCGCGUCCGGUCGUACGCAUUUCGAUCUAAGUGGGGCCGCUUUUGGACGGAUGGCGAUUGUCGGUGAAGGUGGACCGCUCAGAAACCGAGGCGAGAUCUCGGUCAUCUAUAGACGGACCCCAUGCAAAUACCGGGGAAAGAACGUUGCCUUCCGUGUGAACGAAGGGUCCACUGAAUACUGGCUGUCCAUUCUCGUGGAGUUUGAAGAUGGAGAUGGAGAUAUAGGAUCCAUGCACAUAAAAGCAGCAGGAUCCACUGUAUGGCUAGAUAUGAAGCAUCUAUGGGGUGCAAGCUGGUGUAUUAUUGGUGGGCCACUACAUGGACCCUUUUCAGUGAAACUAACCACAUUGUCCACACAAAGGACUCUUUCUGCCAGAGAUGUUAUCCCAAGGAACUGGUCUCCAAAGGCCACCUACACCUCACGUCUCAACUUCUUCUAAUACAAUAAUACCUUCUCUUCCCUUUUUGGGUCUUUAGUGGUCUAUCAGCCCAUGGCCCAUAAAAAGAAAUGAGAAAAAAGUAGCCGUUGUCUGUGUUUUUUUUUUAAAAAAAGUAACCGUUGGACUGCAAAGGCAGCAUCCAAUGUUCUUUAUGUUAGCUCUGAUGUGAGGUAGCUGUAGGUAGAAUUCUCCACCUUAGGAUAUUAUGCAAACUGUACUCGUGUUCUCUUUUUUUACAAGUGGGGUCCACGGUUUAACGAUCCGGAUCGUUAGUCUGUUUGGGCCUAUCGUGGAUGGUCAAUGCUCAAAAGAUAUUCUAGAUUGGAAGAUUCUAGCCACGGAUUUUGGGCCGUCUCUAUUGAAAGGCUGGGAUUUUCCUAUAGAUGUGAGUUUUGCGGCAAGGAUCAUUUACCAACGGUCUGGAUUACUAAGACAUGGGCUCCACUUGUAUAAUAAUUGAAACCUGAGUAUGAUAUCAUAUCCUCCGGCCGAGCAUUCCAUCUGUCUUCCCUUUAUAUGUAAAUGUUGUAGCCCUCUCCUAAGGAGAGAGAGCGUUCUAGUGUGUAAGUUUGUGGGACCCACUAUUUUAAUGAAUGGGAUUGUCGAGUGGAGAUUUGCUUUA
Messenger RNA from Magnolia sinica, 1670 nucleotides. Its product is annotated as expansin-B3-like. The transcript has 4 exons. Gene Ontology annotation, biological process: sexual reproduction. The coding region runs from base 32 to 1048 and encodes 338 amino acids. NCBI's taxonomy places the organism in Eukaryota, Viridiplantae, Streptophyta, Magnoliopsida, Magnoliales, Magnoliaceae. Gene Ontology annotation, cellular component: extracellular region; plasmodesma. The record is from RefSeq and is a predicted model, not a curated record.